Acanthochromis polyacanthus (spiny chromis) is the source of this 7437-nucleotide messenger RNA. RefSeq names its product microtubule-associated protein futsch-like. The transcript is spliced from 27 exons. Gene Ontology annotation, cellular component: nucleus. Bases 502 to 6570 code for a protein of 2022 amino acids. Gene Ontology annotation, molecular function: zinc ion binding; nucleic acid binding. Lineage: Eukaryota; Metazoa; Chordata; Actinopteri; Pomacentridae. The record is from RefSeq and is a predicted model, not a curated record.
CCCUACAACAGAGAGGAUUGGCUCUCUCACCAGAAUACAAGCCUUCACCUUGAGAACUGCAAACUUCUCCGGACACGAUACCCUCAGUGGGAUGGGGAGGUACCAUCAUUACCAAGAGCCCCAAGGAGCGAUGCCAAGCCCUCACCUUCAUCCUCGGCCCAAACUUACCAAGAACGUCACCAGAGAAGCAGCCGUGAGAUUCCUUCCCGCUCACGCAGCAGCCGAUCUCGUUCUCGCUCGUACAGCCCUCGCCGCUAUUAUGGUUCAGAAAGCAGAAGAGAGAAACGUAGCCGAUCGCGAUCACCGUACAGCUCCAGAUACACUCGCAGGUCUCGCUCUAACUCCCCACGAUACGACCGGCCCACCUCCUCCCGUUACAGAUCACGUUCAAGGAGCCAUGAGAGACGAUCUUCACCGAGGAGGAGGGAUGAGAAACGUCGUGAGAGACGAUCGUCCUCGGAGAGGUCGUCCCCUCGCCGAAAGAGGUCGAGCAGCACAGACAUGCUGACGAAGAAACUGCUGCAGACAACAGCUGUCCAGUCUCUGUCGAGUCAGUCGGACCUGGAGACUGUGGUUAAAACUCUGGCUCCUGCUUUAUUGGCUGAGCUUACCAAGAUGAAGUCAUCAUCAUCAUCCUCAAAGAAGGAGUUGACCACAAAGAAAGCAAAGUCGAGUCUUCAGAAGAGUGAAGCAAGUUCUUUCACAAAGCCAAAGGUUGUUAAAUCUCUUCCUCCAACGAUGGUGAGGCUGCAAGGAGUUCGUACGAGUCUGUCUCAUGGUGACGUGGUCGCUGCAGUGGAGCAGUUUGGAAAAACCAAAUCAGUUGUGUUGUUUCGCUCCAAAGUGGAGGCGGUGGUUUGCUUUGAGAACGCCGAAGACGCCGAGAAACUGAGGAGCUUCAAUAGCAUCAGCAUGAAAGGGAUGCCAGUGACUGUGGUCAGAGAGGAGAAAUCUCCUCCUAAGAAACCUCUUCCAAGUUCUGCAAAGGAGCCAACGAAGCCUCCUGAGCAAAAAUCUAUGAAGUCCACUACCCUCAUGCCUCAAUGCACUAAAUCCACCCCUGAAGGAGCAUCUUCAUCUCUGCCUUCUGCAGCUGACAAACAUAAAGCAGACAAACUAGUCGCUACGAAAAAGGUUUUGGUUUCCAAAGCCAAAAAUCAACCAACCAAGCAAACUGUCAAAAAGACAAAAACAGGCAAAGUAACUGCAAAAGGAGGUGUGAAAUCUGUUGAUGUAAAAAAAGGAGCUUCAAAAGUUGUAGGAUCCAACAAGCUCAACAAACCAGUAAAGAAGCCUGAUGCUGGUGUUUCUAAGAAAGAACCUGAACCUAAAACAUGUGAAACCAGCGCUAAAGAAUCUGUGGUGGCACCGGACGGUGAAACCAAUAAUGCAGCAGCUUCUGCAGUGAAGCCCGUGGCAGAACUUAGCAAACCUGUUGCUGAAGCUAAAGAGGUUAAAAGUAGUGAAUCAUUGGAGCUCGGAGAAACAGGAGUGGUGGAACCCAUGGAGGUUGCCAGUUCUACUGAAGGCAAAGGUGAAAAAGUGACAGAUACAAAGCCCUUACCAACCAAGUCCAGUGAGACUCAUCCACCGUCUACGGUUCAGACUGCAUCCAGUGUGUCUUCACCUGAACCCCCGACUGAUCCACCCGAGAAACCACAGCCAGCCGUUACAACUCCUGAAACCUCCGUCAAAGCUCCAUCGCAGAUCCAACAAGACACCAAACCAGAUCCAAAAUCCCCUGCACCAGAGACCAAGACGGAGGCCUUGCAAACCCAGCAGCAGACGGCAACAGGUUCAGCUGAAGGGGUGGACACCAAAACAAAUGAAAAAGAUGCUGUGACGACCCAAAAAGAUGCAGCACCAACCGUCGGUGUUUCGUCAUCGUCGACUGAAGCAGCAGCACCUUCUUCACCUCCUGUUGCCAAGCUGACUAUGGGGGACGAGAUAGAAAAACAUCUGCUGAAAGAAAGAAUCCAUGCUGUACCGACCCAGAAGGAUGCGGCAUUAACAGUCGGUGUUCCAUCAUCGUCGACUGAAGCAGCAGCGACCACGUCUCUUUCAGCUCCUGUUCCUGCCCUGACUGUCGGGGACGAGAUAGAAAAACACCUCAGUGUAACAAACCUCAGGUUUAUUGCGAGGCGUAAAUGCCUGGCGCCUAAAUUUAGAAAAAGCACGCUGCUGUUCCUUUACAACUUGCCAAAGUAUCAGGACGGCUGCUACACAGAGCAGGACGUCGCCAAUCUUCUCGUCCCGUUUGGGUUUCGGUAUAAAGACGAUCGCAUCUAUGUUAUUCCUCAGACACGCAUGGCUUUUGUCCUCAUGCCAGGUGUGAAGGAGUUACAAAAUGUUCUCAAAGCAAAAGACUCCCAAUGCCUUUUACUCAAAGGGUCGAAAGUUUCGCCGCAUGUGGUGAACAACGCCAUGUCAAUGCACCCGCUCGGCUUUUAUAGAUCUCUGAUGAGACUGGUGCGAUUCCCCGGUAAGGAGGAGACCAGAAUGAUCUUCAUCAAGAACAUCUCACCCAGCGAGGCCAGAGAUCUCAGGAAAACUAUCACGGAAAUCACAUCUGUCAGAAACUACCUGCCUCUUCUCAACAAGGUGUUCAUCGAGUUUUAUUCCCUCCGUGAUGCUUAUCAGCUCAGAUUUUGGUACAGCCGCCUGAAACAGGACAACAGCUACAAGCUGUACUGGAUAGGAAUUCCAAAAGACGUGAUUACCCUGCGACCAUCACCACUGAAACCAAACGGCGUACUGGACAGAAGAGACGCUGCUGCCGGGGCAUCCGUCCCAACAACAAGAUGUGGAGUUCAGUUUGUGGAGAGCCCCGGCAGAAACAGCACAAGCUCCAGAAGUGUAAAAAAUAAAGACACAGCACGAGGAAAGGAUCCAAGUGAUUUCACAGCCGACGUUGAUUCCUCAGACUUCUUUUCAUUCGACGAGCAGAGUUUUAACUUUGACGUCGACGACAUCCAAAGCUCCUCUUCAUCGAGGCGGACCUCCAGAGAAGGACGAGGGCGAGAAAGCUCCGACGCUGCCAAACAGACCUCAACCAGGUCCUCUAAAGACUCCAAGAGCUCGGCCUCUUCAUCCUGCUCUUCGUCCAAACCCACUAAAGCCUCCGUGAGAAGCAGCUCAUCUUCUAGCUCAAAGUCUGCGUCGCCAAAGAGGCACCAAGACUCAUCAAAGCCCAGCAGAUCCCACAUCAAACCCUCUGCUGCUGGUAGAACCUCAGCUGAACCUCCGGUCUCCUCCGGUCACAGAGCUCAGCCGAGCAGCACCAAGUCUCCAGCCAGAGCGUCGCAGUCUUCAUCCUCAGGCCGCCGGACGCGAUCAGCAAAGACGGCAGCAGGAAGUCAUCAGUCGCACAGAGAAGAGGAAAAACCCACAGAGAGCGCAGCGGCAAGGUCUGACCACCAGGUGUCAGCAGAGAGCGCUGCUGCAAAAACUGUGGAGUCAGAGACGGAAACAGAAGCUUCAUCAGAGAUGCUUCCUCCUGCACAGAGACAGGAGUCAGAGGUGACGAGUCGAACACAGAGUCUGCAGAACGAGUCGCUCAGAGAGGAGGAGAUGAGCAAAGAAAGGAAAAAGGAGGAAGCUGACAAACACACAGAGGAGGAGGAAGAAGAAGAUUACCAAAUCCUGGAUUCAGUGGAGGAGCAAACAGACGAACAGAUGACUGAAGAGAAUCCAGAUGAAGCUCAGUCAGAGCAGAGACUGGAUGAUGGAGUCCAGCAGGUCCUGGACAGGGUGGAGGAAGAAGGUGGAGCUCGUCCAGAGGAAGGAAACGCUUCAGUCCGUGUGCUGGAGAGCAUCACCGAAGACCAGGAAGCUGCAGCUGAAGACGACCAACAUCCGAUGGAAGUGAAACAGCCGACGGAUAAAAACCCGAGCAGAGCAGUGGACAGCUCUGAUAAAUCUGCUGCUGAAGAUUCAGCCGAUCAGAAUCAAGACACAAGAAGCAGGAAAUCUGCGAGGAGCGGAGAAAGGAGGACCAGAGACCAAGAAAUGCCUUCAGAAGAAUCCUGCAAAGCCUUCAAAGAUGCAGGUGGAAGCCCAGACAGUAAAGAAAAGCCUCCCAAAGGCCGAGACGACAAAGACGCUUCAACUGAUGUUUCUGAACAAGGAACCUUUGAGAUUCUGGAUUCAGUGGAAGAUCAGACCAGCACAGAAGGAGACGACCAGAAACCUCCCAGUGAGCAGAAACCUACAGGAGACACAACCACAGAAGAAGAUCUGUUCCAGGUGAUCGAUUCUGUGGAAGAUCAGACAGAGACGGAGUCAGAGAGCAACAACAAAGAGAGAAGAACCAAGAGAGGAGAAGCAUCGGCAACUAAAAGAGACGAAAGACCAAGCAGGAGGACCCCGAGGACCAGAACAUCUCGGAGUGAAGACAAAGAGAAAUCACCAAAGAAAGCAGACAGGACGGUCAGAAAACACGAGACUGGAACAAAGGACAGCACUGCAGGAAAAGACAAGAAGGAGGACAAGGAAGAGACACUCAAAAAGACGGUAGAUUCUGUGGACGGAGCCUCCACCACAGAAAGGUCUGGUAGAAGAAGAUCCACCAGAGGAAACAAAGAGGAGAAAAAGACGCCGAGUCACACAGAAGCCACCGAAAAGCCCGACAGAGAAGAAGAGAUCACCUACGAGAUUUUAGACUCCGUGGAGGACGAGGCCGCCGUCGACGAACCCACCGUCAGCACGAGGUCCACCAGAGGACGAAGCCAAAGAACGAGCCGGAAAGAAGCUUCCAACGCAACAAAAGACGACACCAGAAGGAGACGAACACCUGCCAGAGGUUCACAGAAACCAAACGAGGAGAAAGCAGCUGCAAAAGAGAGAACACCAACGAAGAAGAAGAGCGGCGCAGGUGAGGAGGAGGCCACCUAUGAAAUAUUAGACUCUGUGGAGGACGAUCAGCCAACAACUGGAGGAAAACCACGAAGGGGACGACCAAAGAAAGACGUUAAAACGGCUAAAAAACCCAACAAAGCAGCCGCCGCAGACGAAGAAGAAGAAGAAGAAGACGCUUAUCAGGUUCUGGACUCUGUCGGGGACGAAACAGUGGACGAUCAGCGUCACACAGACGAAUCCAAGAGUCCAGUUUGUGAAGAUGACGGCAGAAAAACAAAGAAAAGCUCAACAUCGUUGAUAAACGAGGAGGAGGAGGAGCCGAUGUACCAGAUCGUAGAUUCUCUGGAAGACGAUCAAGAAGAGAAGACGAACACAGAAGAGUCAGACAGACGGACGACGGAAAGAAGCUGGACUAAAGAUGAAGAUCCUGCAGCAGAAACAGGAGACCUAGAACCUGGAGGAACCUCAGCAGCAGAAGCAGUGGAGGAGAACCUGCAGCAGACAGGUGAGCUUCAUCCAGCUGCUGCAGAAAACAAGGAAAAGAGUCCAGAACCAGACGAAGCCUCGACCAAGAAGAAACAGGAAGCGGCUUUGGAAAGCUCUCUGAACCUGGACGAAGUGAGCGAAGAGGAGGAGGAUUACCCCGACGACAGCACCGAGGAGGAGGAGCUGAAGAAGAAACAGAAGCAGAUGAAGAAGCAGCAUGAGGAGAGGAGGAGCAGGGAGAGAGAGGAGAGGCAGCCGAGGAGUCGCAGAAGAGGAGAAGGAAGCAGCGUCGCCGUGACGACCAGGAUGGAGGCCGACGGCCAGCAGCUGCUGACUCUGGAUGAGGUGGGAGGAGACGGAGACGGGCGGCGUCCGGAGAUCACGGAGGGAGAGCUGCAGGAACUCGUCACUCUGGAUGAGAUCUGUGAAGAAGAGGAGGGAAAGGCGGAGCUCAGCAUGCCAGAGCCCCGCCCACUCGGCCAGGAGAGCCAAUCAGAGGCCUCCUCAAACCCACAGGCUGCAGAUGAAGAAGAAGAGAAAACCUCAAAAUCUGUUAAACGGAAACACGAAGACGACGACAGCAGCGCAGUUCUGGAGCAAAGCGUGAACUUUGUGACGGUGGACGAGGUGGGAGACGCCGAAGACGAGGAGAAGGAGGAGACAGAGAAGGAGGAGACGAAGGAGGAGGCGAGGACACCCAGGACCAGAGGCCGACCCAAGAAGAGGAGCAGACAGAGUGCUGUGAGAAAAUCCACCAGAGGGAAGACGGAGACUCCAGAAGAAGAAGGAAGCGUGGAUUCUUCUGCAGCGCAGAGCGACGAGCCGCCCAUCCCGAGGACGGAGGUGGAAGCAGCGAGUGGAGCCCAGGAGGAGGCUGCCUCUGCUGGGCAGCAGCUGGAAGGACAUCUGGAGGAGGAGGAGGGACGGAGCAGCGACGCCGACAAGAAACGCAGGAAGCAGCUGAUCGGACCUGAAGCUAAGAAACCUCGAUGUCAGUCUGCUGGUGGAGAAUUCAGUCUGCCUCCAUUCAGCAGCAGCACACCCCUGGGUGUGGAGUUUGUGGUUCCUAAGUCGGGUUUUUUCUGUGAGCUGUGUUCUGUUUUCUACCUGAAUGAGAUCAGCGCCAAGGAGACGCACUGCAGCAGCCAGAGACACUACGACAACCUGCAGAAACGUUACCAGAGGCUUCGACAAAAACUUUCAAGAACGUCGACACAAAACCCUUAAAGCUCCAGUUCUGAUUGAUCGACUGGAACGGCUGAUUAUUGUUUAAUUAAAGGAGAAGCUGGACAACAGAAAUGGAAUGAGACUUCCAGCUGUUUGAUUUAAGUUCCACGUCUUCCAUCGUUAUUAUUUCAGCAGUUUUAACGCUGUUACACUGAAAAUGGACAUAAGCAGAAACAUCUUUAAAAUGUUAAACCUGCAGCAUCGAUGAAACGUCCCUGGAAAGAUCUACGAACUAAAUGUUGUGUUUCAGCUUCGAUUGACUUUUGAUCAGUGCCUUUUUCUUUGUCGGCUGCAGAUUUAGCGCUGUCAUCAGUUCUGUUUUUGUUUUUGUUUUGUUUUUUUUUUACAGAUUUUCUCGAAGUUUGCUCUGAGUUUGAGGUAAAUUUGACUUCCAGAUUCCUAAAUACUCGAUUGUUGUGCAGCUUAAAACCAGCAGAAGGCGCCAUCCAUCCAGAAACGCUCCGGGGCUGAUGGGAAAUCGCUGCACAUUUCUGUUCAGAUGUUGAAGGUCGAUUUGUUGGCAAAUGUAGAAUUCAAGGCUCUUUAUUCGCUGCCAUGCUAAUGCUAACACACAUCAGCUCCUCAGCUUAGAACUGUUCCAAGAAAUGUUUGUACCUUCGAAGUGACUCAUUUAUAUGAAAUAUCUUUUAUUUAACUGUAAACAGUCUGCAGAAAUGAUGCUCUGGUGUUUGUUUUUUUAUGUUUUCAUCCAAAUGAAACUGUUAUCUUGACAGUCAGGUGCAAAGCGCCUCUUUUUUUUUUUUUUUUUUUUACUGUCGUUUUGUACAUAUUUGUAAAACUCAAAGAAGUUACGACUGUAUAUGUAAGAAUCUGUUUUCCAGAGUAAAUAAAAAAGGUUGUUCUGUU